UGCAGCCGCCCAAGGGCAAAUUGGCAUUGUUCUGGGACGAUUGAUUAGACGUGUCCAGCCCUCAUUAAUGGAUGACCGAGGCCGGAUUUGAGAAGUAGUCGUGACGAUGAAAUAGGAUAAAGAGGCACGGAGAGAGAGAAAAUAGCGCCAAAAUCUGUCCCGCCCAGAUACUGAUUUGUUCAUGACCAAAAUUCUUCCGACGUUGUUAAUCUUUCGGAGCUGUGAGGUCUUUUUUGGCAUAAUUUCAUAAAGUUCUCUUUGAAGAAUUGUAAGGACAUAAGUGGGCUGCUGGUCCUGUUAGGGCUGGCUUCAUUUGUUCAAUCACGGCUCUAAAAAGAGAAACACGUAUUAAGACUAGACGGGGAAAAUCAUGUGCACAAGCAUUUCCUAAGUUUUUGAUUGCAUCCCCUUCAUUUCACGGUGGUCGUGGUGCCCUACCUUCAGCAGGUGGGCAUCCAGCAGAUCUUACCUUCCUUGCUGGUGGUGGGUACUGACACAAGCAUCUGAGCAAUCUGACCUUCCUUGACUUGGAGGGUGCUGGAACAGCAAUUUGAAUACAGUAUUUAAUUUUAUUGUGGAUUUGAAAAUUACUCUGUUUAAGCAUGGUUACAGUCAAGCCAAUUGCUGAUAACAAUUUACUGUUGAGAUGUGCAACUGAACAGUUGGGUUGUCCUCAUUUCUGCUCUCAAGGCAUCAAAAUUCCCAUUUAUUGCUUUGGCACCAAAUAUCUCAUUGACAAUAGCUUGUUUGGGGGAGUUUCACACAUGUCUGAAGAAGAGCAAAGUCUAUUGGAUUCUCUUCUCCUUGCACAGUGGGAAGAGAGAAUGUGGAAAGGUCAUUUCAAAUAUGACAUUACUGCCUCUGAGAUUAAGGUUAUUAGGGGUAGAAGAAAGUUUCUUGCUCAGUUAAAUAGUGACCGGAGUAUGGAUGGUUUACAAGACCUUAAGAAGCAUAAAAUGUGCCAUCAAGAGGACGUGCUUGUGUUUGAGCAGACCAAGCACUGUGAAGAAUUACUGUUUUGCAUUACAAAUGGUGACAAGGCAGACUCUGAGCUUAUUCCUUCAGCUGCUGUGCCUAAUGAUGCAAUCUUGAUUGUUAUCAAUGUAAACCCAAUUGAAUAUGGCCAUGUCUUCCUGGUACCUCAUGCCUUCGACAGACUUGACCAGGUCCUGGAUGCAAGAUUCUUGGAAAUGGUUGUGAGGGUUGCUGUUGAGAUAAAUAAUUGUUCUUUCCGUUUAUUCUACAAUUGUCCCCGACAUUCACGUGUCUAUUUCCAGGCCUGCUACUUUCCAGAUCUUUUACCAGUGGAGCACAUGCCUGUUGAUAUCUUAUUUGAUGCCGGACAAAAAGGAAUUCACAUCUCUACUGUCAUAGAUUACCCUAUCAAAACCCUCCUCUUUGCGAGUAACUGCAAUUUUAAGAUCAUGGUGGAGGUUCUUGCUGAGACAUGUUCUUGUUUACUCGACAAGGACAUCCCUUAUAACCUGAUGAUAUCAGAUUGUGGCAAAAAGGUUUUUUUGUUUCUUCAGGCCCAAACACUUUCAACCCCCUGCAACCUUUCAGCAUGGGAGUGUGGAGGCUAUUUCUUGUUCAAGUCUAGGCAGGAAUUUGACGAAGCUACAGAGGCAGUCUUGCUUAAACGUCUAAGCACCGUCUCACUUGAUGAUGAAGGCUUUGCAACAGUUAAACAGUCGUGUUGCAGGAUUGCGUGUAAGAUUGCUUUUUGAACUUUGAUUAUCUGAUAUUGGGUAGCAAUUAUCCCAAUGUACCAUUCCAUGUUGCCUGUGCUUGGGAACCAAGACUAGAACGUCGUUGGUUGGUUCCUGCUAGUUGGGGACGUUGUUGUCCAUGACCAGAGCUUGUCCCAGGUAGUUCUUGGGUACUCUUGUUUUCUGUGUCCAGUGCAUUUUAUCCAUUCAUGUGGAUUACCCUGCGUUUCAUGAUUGUUCUGUGGCUGGAACUUAAAAUGUAGUGAAAUGAAAAAGUCAAAAGCCAUUUAAUUCA
Messenger RNA from Hevea brasiliensis (rubber tree), 2004 nucleotides. Its product is annotated as GDP-L-galactose phosphorylase 1. The transcript has 9 exons. Gene Ontology annotation, biological process: glucose metabolic process. Gene Ontology annotation, cellular component: cytoplasm. The coding region runs from base 603 to 1727 and encodes 374 amino acids. Gene Ontology annotation, molecular function: GDP-D-glucose phosphorylase activity. The record is from RefSeq and is a predicted model, not a curated record. Lineage: Eukaryota; Viridiplantae; Streptophyta; Magnoliopsida; Malpighiales; Euphorbiaceae.